AUGUCCUCGACGCGUCUAUCCGAGUCAGCCACUCAGCCGGUGCCCUCUAUCGCGGCACUCCCUAGUCUUGCGCAUUCGCUCUCGUCCCUCGCGACAAUGACCUCUGUGACGAAGGAUAUGGUGCACUACGGCACCGUGAGUCGGGCGAAAGAUGCGAGCAAGGCUAAGCUAACUACCGCACUUGAGAGGACAAAGCAACGGCAAGGAGUGAGCCCCAGUGAAGAGGUCGGUGUUCUCCCGUUCUCUGAUCUUCGUGGGCAUCCGUCAAACCCUAUUUUGUAG
Messenger RNA from Fibroporia radiculosa, 282 nucleotides. RefSeq lists its product as uncharacterized. The record is from RefSeq and is a predicted model, not a curated record. NCBI's taxonomy places the organism in Eukaryota, Fungi, Basidiomycota, Agaricomycetes, Polyporales, Fibroporiaceae. The transcript has 2 exons. Bases 1 to 282 code for a protein of 93 amino acids.